UCUUCUUUAAAUUAAUGAGGUCAGGCAUUUUUGCCGCCUGCCACGUGACGUCAUCUUCGUGCGACUGUUUGUGGGCGCAACAUACUGUCAUGGCGCUGUUUCCUGCGUUUGCUCAAAGUACGAGUGUCCAAUUCGAAGAUUCGUCUAAAAAAGAAUUAGACUGGCUGAACAACAAGAGUUUUCAGACCGGAGAUGCCCUCUCUCUUCACAGUCGGUUUUUAAAGGACAAAAGUGAAGAGAGAGAAAGGAGCUCUGCGGAGGAGGAGGAGGAGGAGAGGAAGAGUGGGGAUGAGUAUGAUUCCAAAAAAAAGAAGAAAAAAAAGAGAAAAAAGAAGAAAAAGCACAAGAGGAAGAAGUCUGGGAAGUGUUCAGAGAGCAGUGGCUCUGACUCUGAAACAGUUUACCCCAGUGAUCUAAAAAAGGAACAAGAGGCCGAGAGAUCAACAGGUGCUCCACUAGCAAAUCGUUUUUCUUGGUUGGAUGAUCUCCAGUCGCCCCCGAAGAAUCCCUACUGCGUGGACCAUAAACCAGACCCUGCUAACUGGACCUACAAGUCCUUAUACAGAGGGGACGUGACAAGGUAUAAGAGGAAAGGCAGCUCAGCGUUGGGUCUGCACCCACAGAAAGAGGGCAUCAGCUGGGAGGAGUCAUCGUCCAAUAAGAAACAGAGAGGUGGAGACAAGAAGAAAGCAACAGACAGAUACUACUCUGCAGCCAGUCGUCAGUUGUUAAGGUCAGGAGCAGCUCUUCCUUUGAUACCAAAACCUCCUGACUGUGGAGAUGAUGUCGGCGACACUUCCUUCCUCCCACUGGGUGACACCGAGGGGGAGAACCUCGGAGGACACGCCGGUAACAGAAUGCUGACACUCGUAAAUCCCCUCGGUGUGUAUGACGCGUCCACCGCCCUCUGGCUGCAGGGGAAGGGACAGCAGGACGAGGUCCAUAAACUGGACGUAGACACAGAAGUGAGCAUGUCUGUGAGUGUCAGGAGAACUGAGGAGUUCAACCGGCAGCUCAGAGAACAGCCCACAGACACACAACUGUGGAUCAAAUUUAUAAGUUACCAGGAUGAGCUCAGUUUGGCAGAGUUUGGAGGAGAAGAGGAGCAGAGAGACGGUGUGUCAGCUGAACGCCGCAGGUCGUACCACCGAGGCGUGCUGGAGAAAAAACUGAGCAUCGCAGAGCGUGCUGUAGAAACCAACCCUGGCUGCAUAGCACUGCAGCUGGAGAGGCUCAGGAUCUGCCAGGAGCUGUGGGAGCCCUCGCUCCUCGUUAAAGAAUGGAAGAAACUGGUGUUCGUUCAUCCAAACAGCGCACCCUUGUGGAGGGAAUACCUGCUUUUCAACCAGAGCUACUUCAGCAGCUUCACCGUGUCCAAAGUCAACGCUGCUUAUGGAAAGUGUUUGAGCACCCUGAGCUCGGUGCAGGACGGCAGCAUGGUCUCUCAUCCGCCUCUGCCAGGGACUGAGAGCCAUAUGUUGGACAUCUUCAUCCAGCAGUGUCACUUCCUGCGGCAGGCGGGUCACUCAGAGAAGGCGGUCUCUCUUUUCCAGGCCAUGAUCGACUUCACGUUCUUCAAACCUGACAACGUUCGAAAACUGACGACGAAGCAGCAGGUGGAGUUCUUUGAGCCGUUCUGGGACAGUGGGGAGGCCAGGGUCGGGGAGUCAGGAGCCAGAGGCUGGAAGGCCUGGAUGCUGCAGCAGGAGCGGGGCGGGUGGAUACAGCCCGGUGCAGAGGAGGAUGAAGAGGAGGAGGAGGAGGAGGUGGAGGAGGUGAAGGAUCCCAGUCAGCCCAGAGCUGAAGUCUGGCUGGACGUGGAGUCGUCUCGUGAAGCGGCUCACUGGUUGCCAUGGAGACCAGACAAAGCCAAAGGUCAAUCAGAAGAGGACUGUGAGGACCCAGACAGACAGGUGUUGUUCGAUGACAUUGGACCGUCACUAAUCUGUCUGUCGUCACCUGACCUUCAACUCAGGCUUCUCCUCCAUUUCCUGUCCUUCCUGGGUCUGCCUGUUGACCCGGUGCUCUGUGCUGCCCCCUGUCAGUCUGGACUCCUGCUGGAGAACCUGUCGUUCCUCACUCAGGGGAACGAUCAGCAGCGUCCACUGACGUCACAUGACCUCACUGACUCUGGGGUCAGCUCUCUCGGUCACAUGACAACCCUUCAGAUAACGAGAAGACGUGUUGGUCUGGGGAAGCAGGGAGAGAAGUUUCUGACCAGUGUGUUCAGUAUGGUGCGACCCGUCCUUCCUCCUCACCACCGGGCGGUGCUGUGUCUCAGCUGGAUGCAGUACGAGAAACUUAAGGUCUUGCACCAUUUGCGCAGUGGAAACAAGAAGCGUCUUCGUUCUCAAGGAAAGAAAAGCAAACGUGUUUCCAAGGGACUUCUUAAAGAACCAGAAAACCGCUCAUCGCUGGUGCUUUGGCGAGAGUAUGCUCACCUGGAGUGGUUGCUGGGAAACACGGACGAAGCCCGCAAAGUGUUGGCCACGGCCGUGGGGACUGAGGGGACCAGAGGUUUGAGCUGCCCCUCCCUGUGUGACCUCUGUCUCCUGUGGUCCCAGCUGGAGCUGGAGGACAAAGGGCUUCCAGCUGAAGCGACCGCCUCCCCCUCCGUCAUGGUGCUGACUCAGCUAGCAGAAGCCUCCGGCGUCGCUCAUCCUUCGUCCUCCCAGUGCCUGUCUCCAGUAUCGGUACUGAAAGCCAGGAAGUCGUACGAGCAGGCGUUGUUAGCCCGCUUGUCGGCUGUGGAGCUAGCCCCCGCCAACAGAAAAGGUGAGGAGGACUGGUCAGGGGAGCAGCUGAGGCUCAGUGGUUUGGUUGGCUGCUACGCUCUGUUCCAGUUCCUCACAGUUGGUGUUGAAGCAGCAAACGUGGUCUACAGCCAGGCCAGAGAGAGGAUGGAGGCGCUGCAUCACAAGACGAACCGUCCGUCUGACCCCGGGCUCACUGACACGCCGCUGGUCAACAGACUGGCUGCCGAGAGUCGAACCUUAGCUGUACAGCAGGCAGCUCUGCUCAGGUACCACAGCAGCACCGCUGUGUUUCCUUUGGCCACACUCAGGCAAACGCUGACCUCUGCCCUUUCAACCUGGCCCAACUGUGCCCCCCUGUGGACAAUAUAUAUACAGGUGGAAAACCGUUACCACAGUGCUGGACGCGCUCGCCGCUUCUUUCACUCUGUGUCCAGGGGUAACGACAGCACGGUGCCACGCCUCUUCGCCAUUGUGACUGAACAACAGAGGAAGCAGCUGGUGGACGCUGCUCAGAGGUCUCACUGUGGUCAUGAAGGUCUGCCUGUCCUGCCAGAGAACGGCCUCGGUCAUCGCAUCUGUGGACUGUUUGAGAACGCCAUAGCGACGGCCACAGGCGCUCACUGUCCUCUGCUGUGGAGGAUGUAUAUGCACUACCUGUUUUCAGAAGGAAAAGUGGAGAAGGCCACAGGGAUCUUCUACAAAGCUCUACAGAACAUUCCUUGGGUGAAGGGUUUGUACAUGGAUGCUGUGAAACUCUUCCCUGAACAUCUGCAGCAGUUCAUCGACGUGAUGACAGAGAAGGAGCUGCGUCUCAGACUGCCUUUAGAAGAACUGGAGAUUCUUCUGGAAGACUGAACACACCCUCACCCUCACCCUCACACUCACACUCACACACACACACACUCCUGCCCAGACGGAGCGUUCUUCAAAUACCCAUCAUUUUAUGUACAUAGAUUCUAACAUUAAAAAACAUGGUUUUUG
Molecule: messenger RNA, 3737 nt
Organism: Cynoglossus semilaevis (tongue sole)
Lineage: Eukaryota; Metazoa; Chordata; Actinopteri; Pleuronectiformes; Cynoglossidae
Gene: nrde2
Product: NRDE-2, necessary for RNA interference, domain containing
Exons: 19
Coding region: 15-3611 (1198 amino acids)
Biological process (GO): negative regulation of RNA catabolic process; regulatory ncRNA-mediated heterochromatin formation
Cellular component (GO): catalytic step 2 spliceosome
Molecular function (GO): protein binding
Source: RefSeq, a predicted model, not a curated record